Molecule: messenger RNA, 2781 nt
Organism: Spinacia oleracea (spinach)
Lineage: Eukaryota; Viridiplantae; Streptophyta; Magnoliopsida; Caryophyllales; Amaranthaceae
Exons: 4
Coding region: 1-2781 (926 amino acids)
Biological process (GO): telomere maintenance; DNA repair
Molecular function (GO): DNA helicase activity
Source: RefSeq, a predicted model, not a curated record
AUGGGAGUUCAUUUAGAUGACGAACUAGCAAAUGCACAUCAAGGCGUUUCCACAUUCCGUGCACAAGGUUCAAUUUACCAUCGUAUUGGAGGUUUCUUACCUUUGAACGAAGGAGAUCUUCCUCGAUUUCUUCAACUCUACAUUUAUGAUACUGAGCAUGAAAAUGAAAAUCGUGCAACAGAGAAUUCAUCAUUACGCCUCGAUGUCAUCGACAGAAUCAAGAAUAUUUUGAAUGCUCACAAUCCUUUUGUCCACAAUCUCCGUCAUCUUGCUCAGCGUAGUGACUUAAGUGAUUGCAAAUUCGUCAUUAAAGAGAAACCUACAAAUAAACAUCAAUACUCGAUGCCGACAGCUUCGCAAGUAGCAGCAGUUGUCGUUGGAGGUGAUGACAUUUCCAACUUGAAGGAUAGGGACAUCAUGGUAGAGUCAGUAACUGGUCGAAGUUCCACUGGUAAAAAGUUGACAUGCCGGGAAUUCUAUGCAUACAUGUUUCAGAUGCGGCAACAUCUUGAUUCUCUAAUCUUAAGAGGCGGUCGUCUACUGCAACAAUUUGUUGUCGAUAACUGUGUCAAAAUGCAAGCCAAUAAUUUGAGGUGGAUUGCACUCAACCAAGAUAAGAUACGUGCUGAUUUGUACAAGGGUUUAGAGGAUUCUUUACAUGCUGGAGAGCAUAACACAGAAAAUGUUGGACGACGGACCAUACUACCGUCUUCAUUCGUUGGAAGUCCAAGAGAUAUGCACCAAAGGUAUCAAGAUGCCAUGGCAUUGGUUCAUAAGUUCGGCAAGCCCGAUAUAUUUCUUACAAUGACAUGCAAUCCAUCUUGGCCAGAGAUACAAUCAGAAUUGUUGGCCGGACAAGUUCCAAACGAUCAUCCAGAUCUGCUGACACGGGUUUUUCAUGCUAAACUUGAAGAGUUGAAAAAGGAUGUUCUAGAAAGGGGCGUCCUCGGAACGGUUGUUUCUUAUGUAUAUGUGAUUGAAUUCCAAAAGAGGAGUCUUCCACAUGUUCAUAUGUUAUUAAUUCUUGAUCAAAAUGACAAGCUAACCACUCCGGAUGACUUUGAUAAGAUUGUGAGAGCAGUGAUUCCUGAUGAACAACAAGAACCAAAAUUGUAUAAGGCAGUUCUUAAACACAUGAUUCAUGGCCCAUGUGGUGUUCUCAACCACAAAUCCCCGUGUAUGAAACAAGGAAGUUGUAAGAAAGGAUUCCCUAAGGAAUUCUCCAAUGAUACAAAGCAAGGCAAUGACUCAUAUCCUCUUUACCGCCGUCCACAAGAUCGUCCAGCAGUACCGUUGCGUGAGAAUUCACGAGUUCGUGUAGAUAAUCGGUGGGUAGUCCCAUAUAAUCCAUUUUUGCUCUUAAAGUACGAUUGUCACAUCAAUAUUGAGAUAUGCAGCAGCAUCAAGUGUGUCAAAUAUCUGUAUAAGAACAUCCAUAAGGGUUCAGAUAGAGUUUCAAUGGAAGUUCAUAACGGAGAUGAGAUUGCACAAUAUGUCGAUGCACGGUGGAUGUAUGCACCCGAACCUAUGUGGAAACUUUACCAAUUCCCCAUGACUAGAAUAUGUCCUGCCGUAGAUCGUUUGCAGGUUCAUUUGCCAAACAUGCAUCAAGUGAGGUUCGAAGGGAACCAGCAAAUCUCAAGCGUGUUAGCGAACCCAAGAAACUCUAAGACGAUGCUCACUGAAUUUUUCAAGAUGAAUUCAGUCGAUCCGAAUGCAAGGAAAUAUCUUUAUCGAGAAUUUCCUGAGCAUUACAGAUGGUUAACGAGUUCACGUGAAUGGCAGAAGAGAAAAAGUACACAACGAGUUAUGGGUCGAUUGUAUGUAGCUUCACCAUUGGAAGGAGAACGAUUUUAUUUGAGAAUGUUACUCAAUCAUCUGAGGGAGCGUACAUCAUUCGAACAUUUAAGAACGAUCAAUGGCGUCACACACCCUACAUUCAGGGCUGCAGCUGAAGCCCUCGGUCUAAUCGAGAAUGACGAAAGCAUUCGUCAAUGUCUUUUAGAAGCAUGUUCAGUACGAAUGCCAUCUGCAUUACGUCGGUUAUUUGCAACCAUAUUGGUAUAUUGUCAACCAACUGGAUUACGAGCACUCUGGGAUGAGUUUUUCCCUUACAUGGUUGAGGAUUAUCCAGCCUCAAACACAACAAGUAAUUAUGUUUUUCUCACUAACAAACUUUUGCAAGACAUAGAUAGGUUAUUAAGACCACUUAGAAAAAGGAUUUCUGACUACACGGAGUUGCCGAGCUUACCUGAAUGUACUGAUGACAUUGACGAGCUUCCUUCUAUCAUGGAAGAGUACUUUUCUGUUCCGGUUCCAGAUGAGGAUUUGGCAUGCGUUGGCACUCUCAAUAGUGACCAACAAGUUGCAUACGACACAAUAAUGAAUGCUGUCAUUUCAAAGGCUGGCUGUUCUUUCUUCGUCGAUGGUCCUUUGGGCACCGGAAAAACAUUUUUAUACAGAGCCCUUCUUGCUACUGUAAAAAGUAGAGGCGAAAUAGCUAUCCCCACUGCAACAUCUGGAAUUGCAGCAACGUUGUUGCACCAGGGAAGAACAUCACAUUCGACUUUUCAGCUCCCACUUAAUCCACACAGCUCAUCAACUUGCUCAUUUACCAAACGUUCUAAAACUGCAAUUCUCCUAAAAAAUUCUGCCAUUAUCGUAUGGGAUGAGGCCCCAAUGACACACAGAUAUCAAUUUGAAGCUGUUGAUCGAUCACUCAAGGAUUUAAUGGGGAAUGACUUUGCCGUUUGGGGGGAAAAUUAUUUUGUUCGGUGGUGA